Messenger RNA from Sphaeramia orbicularis (orbiculate cardinalfish), 3776 nucleotides. It is a transcript of the gene dpydb, whose product is annotated as dihydropyrimidine dehydrogenase b. Gene Ontology annotation, biological process: thymine catabolic process; uracil catabolic process. The transcript has 25 exons. NCBI's taxonomy places the organism in Eukaryota, Metazoa, Chordata, Actinopteri, Kurtiformes, Apogonidae. Gene Ontology annotation, cellular component: cytosol; cytoplasm. Gene Ontology annotation, molecular function: NADP binding; dihydropyrimidine dehydrogenase (NADP+) activity; iron-sulfur cluster binding. Bases 1 to 3063 code for a protein of 1020 amino acids. The record is from RefSeq and is a predicted model, not a curated record.
AUGUUGAGUAAAGAUCUGCCAGAUAUUGAGAGCAUCCUGGCUCUAAAUCCCCGGGUGAAGACUCAUGCUCAGAUCAUGUCCACAGCGAACAAGAAGAAAGAAAAGAAACACUGGAAGAGAAACCCAGAUAGGAGCUGUGAUUCCUGUGUGAAGUUAGAGAACAACUUUGACGAUAUCAAACACACAACGCUGAGUGAGCGUGGAGCUCUACGAGAAGCACUGAGGUGUCUAAAAUGUGCUGAUGCUCCCUGUCAGAAGAGCUGCCCCACUAACCUGGACAUCAAAUCUUUUAUUACCAGUAUCUCCAACAAGAACUACUACGGUGCAGCACGGGCCAUUCUAUCAGACAACCCACUGGGUCUGACCUGUGGGAUGGUGUGUCCCACCUCAGAGCUGUGUGUAGGAGGGUGUAACCUGUACGCCUCCGAGGAGGGUCCCAUCAACAUCGGAGGGUUGCAGCAGUUUGCUACUGAGGUGUUCAGUAAGAUGGGAAUCCCUCAGAUAAGGAAUCCUGAGCUCCCACCAGCUGAUGAGAUGCCAGAGUCUUACCAUGCUCCUAUUGCUCUGAUUGGCUGUGGCCCUGCGUCAGUCAGCUGCGCUUCCUUCUUGGCUCGUCUUGGAUAUGAUGAUAUAACCAUAUUUGAGAAAAAGAAGUACACUGGAGGGCUGAGUACAUCAGAAAUCCCCCAGUUCCGGCUGCCCUAUGAAGUUGUCCAGUUUGAAAUAGGGCUGAUGAAGGACCUGGGAGUCAAGGUGGUGUGUGAGAAGGGACUCGGUGUAAAUGGAAUGAGUCUGACUUCCCUGAAAAAUGAAGGAUUCAAGGCAGUUUUCAUUGGCAUUGGUCUCCCUCAGGCCAACAGAGCUAAAAUCUUCCAGGGUUUAACCAUGGACCAGGGCUUCUUCACUUCUAAAGACUUUCUUCCAAUGGUGGCCACAGCCAGCAAAAAGGGAAUGUGCCAGUGUCGUGCCUCCCUGCCCGAGUUAAGAGGAGUAGUGAUAGUUUUGGGCGCCGGUGACACUGCAUUUGACUGUGCCACCUCCGCUCUGCGAUGUGGAGCCAAGAGAGUCUACGUCUGCUUCAGGAAGGGAUUCACCAACAUCAGAGCUGUUCCUGAGGAGAUGGAGCUGGCUAAAGAAGAAAAGUGCGAGUUCCUUCCCUUCUUGUCUCCUCGUGAAGUCAUCAUGAAGAACGGACGUGUGGCAGGGUUACAGUUCUGUCGCACAGAACAGACUGAGGAUGGUGAUUGGCUGGAGGAUGAAGAGCAAAUUGUCAGGCUGAAGGCUGAUUAUAUCAUCAGUGCCUUUGGAUCCAUGCUCAAUGAACCACAAGUGACGGCGGCCAUGUCUCCUGUGAAGCUGAACCGCUGGGGUACUCCGGAGGUAAACACAGACACCAUGCAGACCAGUGAACCCUGGGUGUUUGCAGGAGGUGACAUUGCUGGUUUGGCAAACACCACAGUGGAGUCAGUGAACGACGGCAAACAGGCCUCGUGGAACAUUCACAGAUACAUACAGUCUUUAUAUGGACACACAGUGGACUCAGUUCCAAAGCUCCCGUUAUUCUACAGCGCCAUCGAUCAGGUGGACAUUAGUGUUGAAGUUUGUGGAAUCAAGUUCCCAAACCCCUUCGGUCUGGCCUCUGCUCCCCCUACAACCAGCACAGCUAUGAUCAGAAGAGCUUUUGAACAAGGAUGGGGCUUCGCACUGACCAAGACCUUUGGACUGGACAAGGACCUGGUGACCAACGUGUCCCCUCGUAUUGUGCGUGGAACCACUUCAGGUCAUAUCUACGGUCCAGGUCAGGGCUCGUUUCUCAACAUUGAACUCAUCAGUGAGAAGACGGCAGCGUACUGGUGUCAGUCUGUAGCUGAGCUGAAGAAGGACUUCCCCAACAAUGUGGUAAUCUCCAGCAUAAUGUGCAGUUACAACAAAGAGGACUGGACAGAGCUAGCAAAAAUGGCCGAGGAAUCAGGAGCAGAUGCUUUGGAGCUGAACCUGUCUUGUCCUCAUGGGAUGGGAGAGAGAGGCAUGGGACUGGCCUGUGGACAGGACCCGGUUUUGGUGCGUAAUAUCUGUCGCUGGGUACGAGCAGCAACCACCAUUCCAUUCUUUGCUAAACUGACACCAAACGUCACUAACAUUGUCGACAUAGCCAAGGCUGCCCAUGAAGGUGGGGCAGAUGGAGUAACAGCCACUAACACCGUCUCAGGGAUGAUGGGACUGAAGGCUGAUGGAUCCCCCUGGCCCAGUGUUGGAAUGGGCAAACGUACCACAUAUGGAGGCGUGUCUGGUAACGCCAUCAGACCCAUCGCUCUUAGAGCCGUCUCUGCCAUUGGCAGAGCUCUUCCUGGGUUCCCCAUCCUGGCCACCGGAGGCAUUGACUCUGCAGAGACUGGACUGCAGUUCCUUCAUGCUGGAGCCUCAGUUUUACAGGUAUGCAGCGCAGUUCAGAACCAGGACUUCACAGUGAUAGAAGAUUACUGUGUUGGUCUGAAGACGUUGUUGUACCUGAAGAGUCUGGACCUGGAGAACUGGGACGGUCAGUCUCCUCCAACAUUGAAACACCAGAAAGGAAAACCAGUUCCCAGACUGAACGAAUUAGUGGGAAAGAGCCUCCCCAGCUUUGGGCCUUACCUCCAGCAGAGGACAGAAGUCAUUGCAGAGUACAAGAAAAAGCUGAAGGGGGUUGAUACAAGCGAUGAGUCCAAUGUCACCACCAGAACUAGCACACCUAAGAAACCAGUUCCAGCAGUUAAGGAUGUGAUAGCCAGAGCAUUACGUCACAUCGGAGCAUACCAGGAGCUUAACAAUAUGGAGCAGGUCCAGGCCCUCAUAGAUGAAGAGAUGUGUAUCAACUGUGGUAAAUGUUACAUGACCUGCAAUGAUUCUGGAUAUCAGGCCAUAACAUUUGACCCAGAGACCCACCUCCCAUUUGUGACAGAUAGCUGCACCGGCUGCACUCUGUGCUUCAGCGUCUGUCCAAUCAUAGACUGCAUCAAGAUGGUUAACAGGACCACGCCCUAUGCACCCAAGAGGGGAGUACCCAUCAGUCCUGUCUGCUAAAAGAGAAAGGCAGAGCAAAACAGAACUGAAUGGGAAUUGAUAGGAUGUCAUUCAUGCCAGUGUAAUUAUCAAUUCUGCUCAUCGGUUUGUUCAUUAUUAAUUCCUGAUCCAUUUUCUAUGUGAGAAAAAGGUAUCUCAGAAGUUUUAGUGCCAUUGUUUUAUCAUUUCUCCAUCUUUAAACUAAAUUAUCUUUAAUUUCUUACCACUGAUAACACUGGAGGAAACAUUUGUGUAACUAUUGUAAACACUGACUUCCUUAAACACAAUUUAAAUGUUAUUAAAAGUUCUUAAAAAAUAUUGAUUCAAUGUAUUUAUCUAUUUGAAAAAGAUGCAGUGAUUUUAAGUGAAUAAUAAAAAUGUGAUCUUGAUUUGUAGAAAUAACUAUUAAUAGAAAGCUGAUUGACACAUGGCAGCCAAUUAUCAUCUAGUCUGACAAACAAAAACAAUGCAGUAAUACAUUUAUUAAUGAUUUAGACUUUGCUAACUGUGUUUUAAUUGUAUUUUCUGCAUUAUGGACAUGCAUUUACUAACAUUUUACAUCUAAUCAGAUGCUAACCUUUUACAGUACAUCUAAUGUAUAUUAAAUGUAUUAAUGUAUGAAGAGGUACAUCUUCAAUAUGGACUAUGAGUUAAAUAAAGGUUUUCUUCUGCAGCAAAAUGAAGUGUAUUAUGGUGAGUGCAAUAAAGAGGCAUGUCUUUGUCUCUAACAUCAA